ACAUUUAUCUUUCUGGAGAUGUAAUCUUGCUUCAAAGGCUGAAGUGACUCUCUCUCUCUCUCUCUCUCUCUGUAAAUUUUGUUUAACAAAACAAUUUCUGCAAUGCUAUGGGACUUGGUAAUGGGGUACAGGCCAAGCCAGGUUCCAAUUUCCAAAUGAUCCCAUCCCCACCACCUUACCCAUAAAAUUCCAUAUCUGAUGGUAAACGUAUUUUGGUGUAGCAGAUCAGUUUGUACUUUGUACUCUACUAUUUUAUAUCCAUCUCGCCAAUUUUUUUUGUUUCACAUAGCGUUUAGAACCGUCUCGGAUUCGCGUACACCAGUCGUCUCCAACUGCUCCACAUUGAUGACAGCUUCGCUUUCUGUUUCAACCAUCCCUGAUCACCGUUGUAUUCUUCUCUUAAAACCCACAAUUACCCAACACUCCGAAUCACAGCAAGUGCCUAAAUUUUCAAUCUGUUGAUAAAAUUUCGUGUUAAAUCUAUCUGGGUGAUCAGAUUCUCCAUCUGGGUUACCAUUUUUUGAGUUCCAAUUUGGGUGUCAUUUUCCUCUGAAUUCUGGGUUUCACCGAUGGUGACUUCCUCUGUUGCCUCUCCACUCUGUACAUGGCUAGUCGCAGCUUGCAUGUCUGUGGCAUGCGAAAAAGACCACUUUUCCAAGUCAGCAUCGUUGUCCCAGUUUUCAAAGAGGCCGAGUCGGUGUCCGAGACGAAAGAAACUAGUAACUCAAAGUGGGAAUACUGGUGCUGUAAACAAUCUCUCAGGAUGUUUGUUACCAUCGUUUUGUGGAUUGGGUAUUCAGAAUGUUAUGAGUUCAUAUCUUGCAUUCGAGCCUUGCGAAGAGUAUUAUAGUUCAGAGGGGUUGUCUUCUUCUUUGGCCUUUUUUGGUGACAAUGGGUUCUCGCUUUUCGGGUCGAAGACGGUACCAUUGAGUCGUAGGCAGAAACGAAUGAAUCGCGUUGCCCACUCAAGCCAAACCCUGACUCUGCCUGUACAACCGGUAAAGGAAACCACUACAAGGAAAAAACCACUUGCAAAGAAAAGGCGGGUUGUUGUGACAGGACUGGGCGUCGUAACCCCAAUUGGUCAUGAUGCGGAUGCAAUCUACAACAAUCUUCUUGAAGGUGUUAGCGGCAUUAGUGAGAUUGAGGCUUUCGAUUGUGCUCAGUUUCCUACGAGAAUAGCAGGGGAAAUUAAGUCUUUCUCAGCUGAUGGUUGGGUUGCACCAAAAAUCUCUAAGAGGGCAGACAAGUUCAUGAUUUACUUGCUAACUGCUGGGAAGAAAGCAUUGGCAGAUGCUGGUAUCACAGAUGAUGUCAUAGGCGAGUUAAACAAAACUAGAUGUGGAGUUUUGAUUGGCUCUGCACUGGGGGGCAUGAAGGUUUUUAAUGAUGCAAUAGAAGCUCUGCGGGUUUCAUACAAGAAGAUGAAUCCCUUUUGUAUACCUUUUGCUACAACUAAUAUGGGUUCUGCUAUUCUUGCAAUGGAUUUGGGAUGGAUGGGCCCAAACUACUCUAUUUCUACAGCUUCUGCAACAAGCAACUUCUGUAUCCUAAAUGCAGCAAAUCAUAUUAUCAGAGGUGAAACUGAUAUGAUGCUUUGUGGUGGUUCCGAUUCUGCAAUUAUUCCCAUAGGACUGGGAGGCUUUGUUGCAUGCGGAGCUCUUUCACAGAGAAAUAGUGAUCCAACUGGAGCUUCACGCCCUUGGGAUAUGAAUCGUGAUGGAUUUGUUAUGGGAGAGGGCGCUGGUGUUCUACUUUUAGAAGAACUACAGCAUGCCAAGAAAAGAGGCGCAAAUAUUUAUGCGGAGUUUUUGGGUGGAAGCUUCACUUGUGAUGCUUAUCACUUGACUGACCCUCGUCCAGAUGGUACAGGGAUUGUUCUUUGCAUAGAGAAGGCUUUGGCGCAAUCUGGGGUUUCCAGAGAAGAUGUCAAUUAUGUAAAUGCACAUGCUGCAUCAACACCAGUCAGUGAUCUGAAAGAAUACCAAGCUAUCAUUCAGUGUUUUGGACAGAAUCCUCAGCUUAGGAUAAACUCUACAAAAUCAAUGCUUGGUCACUUGCUGGGGGCUGCUGGUGCUGUGGAGGCUGUUGCAACCAUUAAGGAUAUGAAUGUGCUUGUUGGCCCCACGAAGGAACUUUUGGACAUAAAGGUCGCAAUGUCAAACUCGUUUGGAUUUGGAGGACACAACUCAUCCAUUUUAUUUGCCCCUUUCAAGGAUGAGUGAACAAAAGUCGGUAAUUUUUCUUUCAAGUUCGUAGAGGGAAGAAGGUACAGCAGAGAAACUCGUACAGAAAUUCCAAGCGUCCUAGGGGAAACUUUUCUUAUACAAUGGGACCGAUACCAAUGCUUUAUGUUUAAUUUAUGAGUUCUCACAUUCACUUGGAUGAUCAGAUUGGUGGAUUACCAUCCACUGUACAAUUUUUUAUUGCUCUGUCUUCAAAUGUAAGAAUGAUUAAUUCAACAUGCAAGUGCAUCUGAAUGGGUAUUUGAC
Ilex paraguariensis (yerba mate) is the source of this 2492-nucleotide messenger RNA. The record is from the annotation of a GenBank genome assembly. Lineage: Eukaryota; Viridiplantae; Streptophyta; Magnoliopsida; Aquifoliales; Aquifoliaceae.